Diuraphis noxia (Russian wheat aphid) is the source of this 1535-nucleotide messenger RNA. RefSeq names its product cytoplasmic dynein 1 intermediate chain short wing (gene sw). NCBI's taxonomy places the organism in Eukaryota, Metazoa, Arthropoda, Insecta, Hemiptera, Aphididae. The record is from RefSeq and is a predicted model, not a curated record. Gene Ontology annotation, cellular component: cytoplasmic dynein complex. Gene Ontology annotation, molecular function: dynein heavy chain binding; dynein light chain binding. Gene Ontology annotation, biological process: transport along microtubule.
UGUUAACAUAAUAAUAAUAUGUCGUUGACUGUAGGAUAUGAGAAAUGAAUUGAAACGUCUACAUUCUCAUAAUUUAGGUUUUUUGUUAAUGUUUUACGUAUGUUUUAAUUAACGCUUUAAAUAACUUACUGACAUAAUAUCAAUUGCUUAGUUUAUUUUGCUAUAACUUACUUUUAUAUUAUUAUUAUAUUGCCAAAUGAGUUAUAGCUUAUAAUUUUACUGCCUACCAGUCUACCUAAAGUUACAACAUGUCAGACCGCAAAGCAGAAUUAGAGAAAAAGAAGGCUAAACUACAAGCCAUCAGAGAGCAAAAAGAAAGACUUCGCAAAGAAAAAGAAAAAAAAGAUGGAGAUGAAGCAGUUUCUCGUGGUAUUGGUGUUGAGAAAGAUCAAGGUAAAGAAAUUGAUGAAAUGUUAUCAUCUCUUGGAGUUGCACCAGUUUCAGAUGUGCUGUCAAGUUUAACCACUUCGCCUAAUAAAAGUGAAUUAUUGUACAGUUCAAUGUCAACUCCUGAUUCUAGUGCAAAAGGAUCACUGCCUCAAACUCCAGCAACUGGAUACAUGCAUUUCCCUGCUUUUGCCUUUUAUAGAAAUACAUUUACUUUAAGUUAUAUUUAUACAAAAAGUGCAAAAUUGAUGCCUCUUGCAAUUAACUACUUCACGGUGGUGUUUAUGUCGUUUUGCUUGUUUUUGUUCUUUUUUCAAGACGAAUACAACUUAAAUCCUGGCUUGGAGUGGGAAGACGAAUUUACAGUUCUUACGUAUGAUGAUGGCUCUGGUCAAGCGGAAGAUGAAGAUAUCAGCCUUACAAAUUUGUCCACUUUCCAAAGCAAGCUGCCACCAGGGAUUUUAUCUCAAGGGCUUCCUCAAGUGAAGGAAGUUGCACCRGCUAUCACUUCAUUGGAAAGAGAAUUAAUUAUUAAAGAAGAACCUAAGAAAGUUAGAGAAUUAAGUGAUGCAGAAAAAAUGAUGAUUGUUCAUUCAGAAGAUUUUCAACAAUUUAUGGACCGUGCAGGACGUGUCAUGGAACGGGCUUUAUCUGAAAAUGUAGAUAUUUAUACAGAUUAUACUGGUGCUUUAGAUGACAAUGAUGUUAAUGAAGACAAAAGUAGUACCCGAUUAUCAUUGACUCGUGUGUUUUAUGAUGAACAUUGGUCUAAAAAUCGUUUAGUUACUUCUUUAGAUUGGUCUCCACAAUUCCCUGAACUAACUGUAGCAUCUUAUAAUAUUUCUGAUGCACCACAUGAACCUGAUGGUGUUGUUCUUGUGUGGAAUACUAAGUUUAAAAAGAAUUCUCCUGAAUAUGUAUUUCACUGUCAGUCAAGGGUACUUUCAGCCACAUUUGCUAGGUUUCAUCCAAAUUUAAUUUUAGGAAGCACUUAUUCUGGACAAAUAGUUUUGUGGGAUAAUCGAGCACAGAAGAAAACUCCUAUUCAGAGAACACCAUUAUCAAAUACUGCUCAUACUCACCCUGUGUACUGCAUCCAAGUUGUAGGCACACAAAAUGCACAUAAUCUCAUCAGUAUUUCAACUGAU